GUCCAGGACGCCAAGAUGGCAAGCGCCGUUUCCAACGCCAGCGCCCUGAAGGUGGCGCAGGAGCCCAAGCUAGACGAGGAAGAUGUUGCUGACGAAAAAGAGACUCAGCGACAUGAUGAUGAACAAGAUAUCGAGAAAGUUGAAGAGGCCAAGAUUGCCGAGACCGUCUCCAACACGACAGACUUGAAGGUGCCAGAGACGAUUGAUGAGGGGGAUCUUGCGGAUGAAGAAAAGAGCGAGGGAGAGGAGGCUGACGAAAAGGAUCUGGAGGAAAUCAUGAAGAAAGUCUCCAAGACGACUGCCUUGAAGGUGGCAAAACGAACGCUUGAAGAGGCAGCUGCGGCUGACAAACACGAAAGAGAAAUCGGGAAAGAUGGCGCUGACGAGAAAGAUCUUGACGAAGUCCAGCGGACAAAGAUGGCUGAGAAUGCCUCCAACACGGGCGACUUGGAGGUGGCAGAAAGCACGCUCGACGAGGAAGCACCCACUGACGACAAAGACAUCCGGGAAGACGCGGCUGAUGACAAGGAUACCGAGGAAGUGGAACAGACUGAGACGACUCAACCCGACACCGGUAUGAGUGGUUUGAAGGCCAUCCUAAAGCAUGCGCUCGAGAAAUUGGAACGUCGCUUACAUGAUGUGACGAACGCCACAUCAGACAAGGAGAACGCCACCGAUGAAAAAGAGAUCACGAAAGACCCUGCUGAGGACCAGGAUAUCAUGGAGGAAGUGAAGACAGCCAUCAAGGGAAGCAUUGCGGAUGCGGCGUCUGCGGCCUCCCCGACUGAGAAUAUGCUUGAGGCAACCACGUCCUAUAUCCUCGACGCCACCACGUCGCAGGUUAUGUACAGCAGCCCUGAACUUACACCCAGUCCUUCCUCCAGCGAAGAUGUCAGCACGACAGCUGCAAUCAUCGACACAUCCAGUCCUUCUUCCAGCGAAAAUGCCAGCACGACAGCUGUCAUCACCGACACCUCCCUCCCUUCCUCCAGCGAAGUUGCCAGCACAACAGCUGCCAUUGCC
Symbiodinium pilosum is the source of this 1023-nucleotide messenger RNA. Lineage: Eukaryota; Dinophyceae; Suessiales; Symbiodiniaceae. The record is from the annotation of a GenBank genome assembly.